Messenger RNA from Chara braunii, 2644 nucleotides. The record is from the annotation of a GenBank genome assembly. NCBI's taxonomy places the organism in Eukaryota, Viridiplantae, Streptophyta, Charophyceae, Charales, Characeae.
AGACGUAUAUUUCCCGCGCUUUUUCCUGCAGACGCACGGUUCCCGCGCUUUUUCCUGCGGACGCGCGGUCCCCGCCCUUUUUUUUCCCUGUUGACUGUCGCACUGAUGAGAGCAGUUGCCACGUGGCAGGAGGGAAGGAAUGCAAGCGUCAUUGGUCUCGCAGAUACCAUCAUCGGCGGAGCGAGUGGGACAAGGAGCGGCGGGGGGAGGUGGAGGAGGAGGAGGAGGAGGGGGAGGACUGCAUGUGUCCCCAUGCAGCGGCUCUCCCCCGCCCGCCGCUGCGCCGGCGGCUUUUCACCCGGACCAAGGGGGGGGUAUUUUUGUUCAAUUCCCCCCAGGAGGGGCUUCUACUAGCAGUCAUGGAUUGCCCCGGCUGUCUGACGGGAUACCGAUCGUGCCGACGCCUCCGCACGUCGGUGAGGCGGCCCCGUUGUGCUCGCCGCAAAGUUACACGCCCACGUCAUCGAGCGGAGGCGGCGGAGCUGCUGGCGGAGGUGGGGAUGUACAUCAGCAAGUGGCGCAAUCUCCGGCGGACGGAGAGAGGGGCGGGGGGGACAUCGAUGGAGGAGAAGAGGGUGUGCUUCCAGCCGCCGACUGCAAACACAUAGGAGGAGGGGGAGGAGGAGGGGGAGAAGGAGGAGAGGAGAGAGGUGGAAUGGAUGGAUUGAUGGUUCCCAUGGAUUGCGCCAGAGACGGCGCUCUGCCUCUGGAAGGAGGAAGCAUGGCAGGAGAAGGGAGUGGGAGUGAAGGCGUAGGGGUGGUCACUGCACUAGCUGUAAAAGGUCGCAGUCCGGCUCCGAUGGGAGCUUCAGCGAUCACUCCAAAGGUUAAAUUCAAGAAUCAGGGGAAUAACAAGGAGAACUGGAAAAUUGUGGCAGCUCGAAUGUCAGCAAAUGGGUUCAAGCGGUCCAGCGAGCAGUGUCGGAAAAAGUUUGAAAGAAUCUGGAGGAAGUUUCAAGAUCUCAAGGCAGACAACGAACGCAGUGGCGGCCUCGAGUUCAAAGGGCAUGGUGCCGGCUUCCCUCACGUCUACGAUCUGAUCAUGAGUUCGCCGAUGAUCGGCAUGCGUGCCGUCGAUCGCGGCACCCACCAUGUGCGGGGCUGCGAUCUGUAUCACUCUGCUGAGGUUUCGGAGUCUUUGGCUGGCGCACUCACUCCUAUUCACGUGCAUACGACUGCCGGAAAGGCGGCCCCGCGGUGCCUGGCCUUCGGGUCUGUCAGCAGCCCCUCCCCACGUGCAGACCCUACUAGUGCUGUAGCUGCUGUUAUAGAUGACAGCGCCCUUGGUCGCCAGGCAGCACCCGCGGCCGUGGUUCUCGGGAUGCCACUCGUCAGGCCGGAAGUGGUCGGUAUAGGCAAACACGACGCCCACGCUGCAAGUGAAGGCAUAGGGGACGGCACAGAAACCGGUGCAGCAGACAGUCGGGAUGCGGAAACGGGAAGGGAUGGUAGCCUACGGACGGGGAGGCUUGGCGGGUCUCAGUCGCGGCAGGUUCUCAUGGAGACGAUGAUGGGCUUGCUCGCCGACCUGGACAAGAGGUUCUGGGAGAGCUAUGAUCAAAGGGUACUUCAGCAAGCGGAGUGGCAGCGAGAGCGCGCCGCAAGUGAGGCAAUGGACAGAAGAGAAACCAACUCCAUUCUGCGCUCGCUUGUGAACCAGUUGAUUAAGGACGGAACAUCGAACGGCGCUGCCGCCGAUGAUAGCCAAAGAUGAGCUUAUCGGUGUCGACGAGGUGGACCAAACGGUGACGAGUCCUUUUAGGUAUUUUACUCGUCGGGUUAGCGGCAAAAACGGGAUUUGAAACCGCGGCGUCUGGCAUUCGAUCCUAUUGGCGAAUGGAAUCAGAAGCGGCUGGUGUGUGUCGGGUGCAGCAAAGAGUUCGUCUGGCUUGGCAGUUUUGCAUCGGCGUUCCCCCCCGACCGCCCUUCCUCACUGCCCCGAGUACCGACCCCUCUUCCAUGUAUAUGCUGCGAGGGCGGGUGGGUGUACAUGCACUCUCGACAGUUUUGCAUCCAUUUUCUUCUUCCGCCCCCCCCCACCCUCUUCUGUGUACAUCCUGGUGCAAUGUGUGACCAUACCUGUUCUCUUCGUUUGGAAGAUUGAAUUUUUUUUUUUUUUUUUCCCCGGAAGGUGGAAUACUAGUCAUAAGGUUUUGAAGUCUUGUGGCGAUGCAACAGUGCGGUGUGCAUUGAUACACCAGUGGGGCCUGGUGCUGACUCUGCAUGCAAGGAACCUGCACUCUUUUACGCCCAGGUUGGAUAGAGUGUGAAACCAAGUUGGCAGUCCCACAAUGCUGGAGGCGUACAAGAAAGCGCUGAGAGGAUCUGUUAAUGAGAACCUGAACUCUUUUACGCCCAGGUUCAUGCUUUCCGUGCAUGAACAUAGCACCAGUGGGGGCUGGCGCGCUGACUCUGCAUGCAAGGAACAAAUACUAGUUAUAGUGUCAGGGAAACUUCAUUGAGGAAGAUAUGUUGUGCUACGAGGAUCUGUUAAUGAGACAACAGGAGGGCCAGGUUCAUGUUUUUGGAGCAUGAACCUGGACUCUCGUUGAUGGCCAGGUUCAUGUUUUUUAAAUGCAGGAACGUAAGACCAGUGGGGCUCGGCCCUGACUCUGCAUGCGAGGAACAAAUACAGUUAUGGAGU